This is a messenger RNA of Panicum hallii, 1142 nucleotides long. Its product is annotated as polygalacturonase ADPG2-like. Gene Ontology annotation, molecular function: polygalacturonase activity. The coding region runs from base 1 to 921 and encodes 306 amino acids. The record is from RefSeq and is a predicted model, not a curated record. The transcript has 8 exons. Lineage: Eukaryota; Viridiplantae; Streptophyta; Magnoliopsida; Poales; Poaceae. Gene Ontology annotation, biological process: carbohydrate metabolic process.
AUGGCUGCGAUGACACGCGCCUUGCUGCUGCUGUUCGCACUGGCCAUACGGUCAGCAGGAGGACAGCAACGCGUCCACAACGUCAUCGACUUCCACGCGGCCGGGGACGGCAAGACGGACGAUGCGCAGGUUUCUGAUUCUUGUCACUGUUCAAAAGGCGUUCCUGGGGACAUGGCAAGCGGCUUGCAGCGACGCGGGCGAGCCGGUCAUGGCCGUCCCCGGGGAAGGGCGUUCUUGCUGAGCCAGGUCUCGUUUCAGGGUCCCUGCAAGUCACCGAUAACCGUAAAGGCAGCCAACCUCCUGACCUUCCUCGGCGUCGACCACUUGACGUUGGAUGGGAAUGGCGGGAUCGACGGCCAAGGCGCCAUCUGGUGGGAUUGCUACAACCGGAAGAAAUGCCACGCCCGGCCUAUUUUGCUGGGUUUCGCACGGGUGCAACAAUCUAACGGUGAGAAGGAUACAUCUGAAGGACAGUGCAGACAAGCACAUGACCUUGUUCCAGUGCAGCCAGGAGAUGACUGCGUUUCAGUCCUAUCAUACACCAAAAAUAUUACCGUCACUCAAAGCAGGGUGGGAAGGGUUACGCCAAAAGGAUUCCUUUUUCAGAGCCUCAACAUGACUGAAGUUCAGUAUCCCAUUGUCAUCGACCAGUUCUACUGUCCACAGGGAAAUUGUCCUAUAAAGCAUGGUGGUGUGGCAAUAAGCGACGCAAGAUUUAUCGACAUCCAAGGGACAUCCUCCGAGCAAGAAGCCAUCAGAUUACUGUGCAGCCAGAGUGUCCAUUGCCAAGGCAUCUAUCUCAGCAACAUUAACCUCUCUUGGGUGAACCAUACUUCCCCAGCAAAUGCCACUAUUUUGAAUGCCCAUGGAAGCACUGGAGGCAUGGUGGUACCAAGAAUACAAUUUUCAGAUUUUUUGUAGCUAAUACUCUUCGGUGCUACCACUUACAAGGAGCAUGGAGCUAAAUUUUUGCUCAGCUGAGGUCUUUGUACACAGGUAGUACUAGGCUACGAUAUGAUCCCUCCGAUGGUUCAUGCUACAUCAUGUAUGCAGAUUAUUGGUAUCUAAUCAUAUAAAGUAGGUAACUAGGUAUCAAGGUCUUGGGAGCAGCAAUUCACAAUAUCUCACAUGCUUCCGUUUCA